AAGCAAGCACACGAUCUUGCAAAUGGCAUAGGUGCUCAGUAAAUAUCUGUUAACUGAAUGAAUACUACCAAAAAUUAUAGCAACAGUUGCACAAUUUGUCUUAGUCUUUGUUGAGAAUGUUUCUAAAAUGCAUUUUUGUGUACUGUGUCUCAAGAGUGAUUUAUAUUGCACAAAAUAUAGAUGUUCAGAUGUUGUUUUCUCUAGUGAUGAAAUCCAUUCUGGUUUGAAAAUGUUACUUUUUAAGAGGUUUUUGUUUUAACUAAAACACAAGAAUUGGAGAUUACUCUUUUGCAUUUCACUACCUGUAUUAUGUCUGUCUCAGUCCAUUUGUUUUUCUAUAAAGGAAUACUUGAGACUGGGUAAUUUUUUAGAGAGGAGGAUUAUUGGGCUCAUGGUUCUGCAAGCUGUACAAGAAACACAUUGCCAAGCAUCUGCUUCUGGUGAGGUCUUCAGGCUGCUUCCACUCCCAGCUGAAGGUGAAGGGGAGUCGCCUUGUGUGGAUAACACAGUGAGAGCUGAAGCAACAGAGGGAGAGAGGAGGUGCCAGGCUCCUUUAGAGCUCUAACAGAGUGAGAGAACUCCCUCAUUACUGUGAAGGUGGCAUCAGGUUGUUCACGAGAGACCUGCCCCCAUGACCUAAACACCUCCCACUGAUCCCCACCUCCAGCAUUGGGGACCAAAUUUCAGCAUGAGAUUUGCAGGAGACAAACAUCCAAACUAUAGCAAUACCUUCAAUUACUCUUUGUACAAUAGUACUCACUAUUUAAUAUACUAAAGAACUGGAACAUGUUUAAUAUACUAAAGAACUGGAUUCUGUGGCUCAUGACUCAGUUAUAAGCAAUAUGUUCAAACCAUAGUGAAAUAUGGAUUCACCAUUGAAAACAAAAUACUCAAAGUAAAGGGUUGUACUUCAAAAUUAUUCAAUCAUAGGGAACACGAGGCACAGAAAAAUUAAGUACCUUGUCCAAUGGGAUACAGCCAGGAAGGAAUGGAAUUGAGAUUUGAAUCCAGCUCUGUUUUCUCUCCAUCAUUUAUUAUGUCUCUGGACUUAAUUUAAAGAUUCUUGUCACCAUUCCAGCCACCUGAGCACUCAACUUUCUUUCUCAGUCCUGCCUCCUUCAUUGGUGUGCCUUUGAAUUCCUGAGAGAAAACCCACCCUUUAUUCUGCAGCCUUGUCCAAAAUGUCCGCUGUGUCCUGUUAUUCACCUCCUAGUUCUUUCAUCAUUGAAAUUGUACCAUCUUUUCCUUGGACUUUCCUUUUAGUAUUGUUUGUUGCUCUUGUCAGUAAAACUAUUUUAUGCCUCUAUUCCCAGUACCUCAAAACUCAAGCCCACUUUGGAAGUCCCCCUAAAUCCACAGUCUGCUCCAAACAACGCAAAAUUGGUGGCACUUAAACUAACCUAACCAAUAUGCAUAACUCUGAAUUUACAAGACUGGCCGGAGGAAGAUACACAUGUGCUUUACAAUACAGUUGGUAAGAGGUGUUUUGACUGAUUGAGAUAGAUUCAAAAGGGGCAUCAAACCCUUCUUAUCCUGCUUUUCUUUAAUGAGUUAUCCAUUAAGCUCUGCUCCUUUUCUCCCACACUCCACUCCCACUCCUACUCCUGUGAUUGGUGCAACGUCUGCAUAUGGAUUUUUCUAUGGAGGGCUUCAUAGCUUUCAUCUGAUCUCAAAAGGUAAGUAACCUCAAAAUGUCAAAACCCUCUAUAUUAGCUAAUCCUGCAUCUCAAGUAGAACUCUUUUAUCUGUACAACAUCCUUGUUUGGCUCUUAAUUUAAAUGCUUUCAGUGAUUAGUAGGCCAGAAAUAUAUUUAUCUGACAAACCAGGUGCUAUAAAUGUCAUUUUAUUUUUCAUUUACCAAAUUUUAAGAGAAGGAGUUUGAGUCCUACCUACCACAAUUAUUGGAAAGUCAACUAUCAGUCAUUUUGGGACCUCUUUCUCUUUUCCUCCUACUUUACAAAUAUUCCUGGAGACUUUCAUGAGCCAAGCCUUCAUUCAUUCCUGGAUAUGGAUUGCUUAUUGUGGUACAGGGACUGUUCUUGUUUGGGGCUACAGCGGUGAACAAGGCAAAGCCACUGCCUUCAUGGAACUUCCCUUCAGUUUUGAAAAAGGUCUUCCAGAUGUGCGGUUCUUAAAAUGAAUACAACCCCUUAUCACACAGUGGCUGCUGUUGUCCUUGUUCCUGUGUCCACAUGAUGCUACAUUUGAGUGCUGAGUAACUGCCAUCACUCGUCCAGGCUGGAAAGGACCUUCCCAAGGGCAGUUUAGUGGCUACUCCACACCUGCUGCUCAGUUUGUUCUAGAACAAUUUAUAUAGACAGCAGUGGCUACAUUGGUCUUGGUAUCUCGCUCCCCUCUAGGAAGGAGAACAAUGUUUCAUUCUUUCCUUGUGGAUCUAAGACACUAAAAAACAAAGUACAACAUAAAUUCUCCUAGGGCAUGUUCUCACUUAAAGCUAAACAUUAAGUACUCAUGGACAUAAUGAUGGCAAUAAUAGAAACUGGAGCCUACUAAAGGGGAGAAGGAGGGAGGGGGGCAAGGACUGAAAAACUAACCAUCAGGUACUAUGCUCAGUACCUGAGCAACAGGAUCAUUUGUACUCCAGAAUUCCAGCGUACCCAGAUAACAAAGCUGCGCAAAUACUCCCUGAGUCUAAAGUAAAAGUUGAAAUAAAAGAUGAAUUCUCAAUUGGUCACUCAAGUACGUUUAAAAUAUGAUUUUAGAAGUUUGAUCAAUUAAUAUGUUAGCAACAUGUCUCAUAUAAAGCAGUUGUGCAUUAAAAUACUCUAACAUGAUUAAAAAGGAAUAUAUUUUGUGUGUAAGUCAUCUUUAUACGUUGCAUUUGGCUUCUUGCCUAUGACACUGAAUUAUAAACUCCUAGACAAAAGGCACAUUGAUGAUAUUGACCACAUUAACAACAAUAAUACUAUUGAACAUUUAUUGAACACGUUAUGUGCUAAGCCCUGUGCUGAAUGCUUUCCAUGAAUUAUGUCAGUAAUUCUCAUGAUGACGUUGUGAGCUGAAACUGUUUUCCUUGUUGAUAAGGAAAUUGAGACUCAGAGUAUUGAUUCCAACCCUGAAAUAAAAAUACUAUGACUAAAUAGCAUGAGUUUUUUAUUCCUCAAGUAAUCAUGUAGCAAUUUUGUUUGAGACAGUCAAGAAAGAGAGUUAGAAAUAGCUUCCCUUACUUAAGUUGUUAGUACAGAUUCAAUUCCUAAGACUAUAGGUGGAGAUAGACUCAUCUCUUCUGAUGCAUUUUAUUUUCUUUUCUUUUUUCUUGAGAUGAAGUUUCACUCUUGUUGCCCAGACUGGAGUGCAAUGGCGUGAUCUUGGCUCACUGCAACAUCCGCCUCCCAGGUUCAAGUGAUUCUCCUGCUUCAGCUUCCUGAGUAGCUGGGAUUACAGGCACGCACCACCAUGCCUGGCUAAUUUUGUAUUUUUAGUAGAGAUGGGGUUUCACUAUGUUGGUCAGACUGAUCUUGAACUCCUGACCUCAGGCGAUCCACUCACUUCGACCUCCCAAAGUGUUGGGAUUAGAGGCAUGAGCCAUUCUGACGCAUUUUCUAAGAUUAAGCACUAAAUGUUGACUAUCUCACAAAAGAUCUUACUUCACACCUGUCUUUGACUUGUUUCAUACAUUCCAAAAAGCUUCGCACUUUUCCUUAGUGAAAACCUGAUUUAGUUGACUUUAUCACACUAACUUAUUAACUCAAAAGAAUAAAUUAUGUUUUUCAAUUUAACUUCUAUUUGAGAUUGGUUUUCCAAACCUUUUUGACUGUUGAAGUUGGUGUCUCUGAUUGUGAAAUGCAGUUUUCUUCCUUUAAAUUAGUCACUCAUGCAUUAUUACCUGAAACCAUUUUACCAUCCUCACCUCUCAUGUUUUCUCUUGCUGUCAUGGUCCUGUUCAGGUUGAUGCCACUGUGGGAGCUAUUGCUAUGGUCACAAUGCUCUCUUUUCAUCAUAUAACUGGUUUGUAAAAAUUAUUUUGAUAGAACAAAUCUUUCUUAGCCAACCCCUCAACACCCAACUGUGUCAGUGUCAGUUUAUUUACAGGCCAUUGAUUCAAGAAUUUAAAAGAAAAUUGAAGGCCAAAGCAAUCACAAGGUAAUUAUAAUUUAAAGUGAGUUCUUCUCAACUUACAUAUAAUGAUACAAGAAUUUUUAAAUUCCAAGAUUCUCCAGAAGCUUAAAUGGAAAAAUAAAGUGCAUCGUAAGAUCAUACAUCCCCUCACCCUCCCACAUGUACACCCCUAUACACUUGUAUAUAAAACACAGUUCUGGAAGAAGAUAUUAAAAUAAAAAACUUAAAUAAUUACUUUUGUAGAGUAGGAAUGGAGAGUUGGGGCUAUGGAGGAUAAUUUUUAUUUUUUAUUGCUAGUUUUAAACAUUUUCUUAUUGAGAGAGAGAGGGACAUCCGGCUUCCGAGCGGUAACCUUUGUUGCGCCGGUGACGCAAAAAGGGAAUUAAAUAUGGGUGAUGUUGAGAAAGGCAAGAAGAUUUUUGUUCAGAAGUGUUCCCAAUGCCACACCGUGGAAAAGAGAGGCAAGCACAAGACUGGGCCUAAUCUCCAUGGUAUCUUUGGGCGGAAGACAGGUCAGCCCUCUGGAUUCACUUACACUGUUGCCAAUAAGAACAAACGCAUCACCUGGGGAGAGGAUACACUGAUGGAGCAUUUGGAGAUUCCCAAGAAGUACAUCCUGGGAACAAAAAUGAUCUUUGCUGGCAUUAAGAAGAAGGGAGAAAGGGCAGACUUGAUAGCUUAUCUCAAAAAAGCUACUAAUUAGUAAUAAUUAUGUCUCAUGACUUUUUAUGUGUACCAUGCUUUAAUUGAUAUCAUACACCAGAAUUUACAUCAUGAAUGACUACAGAAUAUUUUAUUGCGCAGUCCUGAUUUAAAACUGGUUUAAGACUGCCUUGUGGUUAAAUGAAUAUGUUCAGUUUUUGAAUUUUAAUAGUAAUUCCAAUUUAGUAAAUGCUAUCACUGUUUACCCCUUCUAAAGAUAUGAUUAGACUUCAUUAGUAAUAUUACACUUUUCACAGAGAUGGUGAGUGCCAUCUUAAAACUUACUGGAGAGUGGUUUUAUAGUUAGAUUUAUAUAACUGGUUAUGUGAAUAUAUUUAAAUAUGGGAAAAUUCCUUCACUGUCUCAGAACCGAGCAAGAUUCACCUGUGUUUUGUGUUCAUUUGCCUCUUAAAUGCAAAGGUUGACGAUAAAUGGGUAGCAAUGGCUCCUUUAUAUUUUUGGCCUUAACUAUGCCAGUCUAAUUAGAAUUCUCUGUAUUUAAAAUGGUUCCUUUUACUUAUUGAAAGGCAUUUUAGUGUGGUUUAUGUGUAAUAUCAAAAGUUAUUUAACACUUCACACGUUUUAUAAAGCAUGUGAUCCGUAAGGUCACAUGCUUUUAAAACAGUAGCCAAUUAAACUUCACUCUGGAAUUCUUUACCAGAAAAAAACUUUUUUUGUAUUGCUUUUAUAAUUUAAACCAAUUUAUUUUAUAUUAAAAUUUAUAUUUUUUCUUAAUUGCAGUAAAAGAUGCAUAACAUAAAAUUGACCAUUUUAAAGUGUAUGAUUCAGUGUCAUUUAUUGUAUUCAGAAUGCCGUACAACUACCACCACAUUGACCAUGAUCUAGUUCAAGAAUAUAUUCUUCACCCCAAAGGGAAGCUCAUUGCCCAUUACAUAGUCACUCCUUAUUCCCUCUCUUCUCUUCUGCACCUAUCACUAAUCUGCUUUCUUUAUCUUCUUGCCUAUUCUGGAUGUUUCAGAUAGAUGGACACUUAUAAUACAUGACCCUUUAUGUCUGGCUUUUUUUAAUUUAGCGUGUUUUCAAAGCUCAUCUAUGUUGUGGCAUGUGUCACAAUUCAUUCCUUUUUAUGGCUGAAUAAUAUUCCAUUGUGUAGAUAUACCACAUUUUGUUUAUCCUUUCAUCAGUUGAUGAAAAUUUGAGUUGUUUUGCCCUUUUGCUAUUUGUCAGCAGUGCUGCUAUGAAUAUUUCAUGCACAAAUUAAAAAAUCCAGGUGGUUAAAAAAUAUCUUUUUGUGUCUUCCCAUUGCCUAACCCUGUGAUAAACCCAGGCCUGGCCUUGCUGACUGUUUGCCCAACCUUCCAUGUUGUUAUAUUCCUUUGUGUUUUUGUCCAUGCUCCUUUUCCACCUUCCAUCUGUUUGAUGGAUACACCUUUCAAGAUUCAACUUAGGUGUUACCUCCUCAAUGAGGUCAUUGCUGACACAGCUCCUGGCCUGCCUUCCAUGGGUGGAAUGCAGUGGUGUGAUCUCAACUUACUGCAGUUUCCACCUUCCGGGUUAAGUGAUUCUCGACUCUCAGCCUCUUGGGUAGCUGGGACUACAGGUGUGUGCCACCACCCCAAACUAAUUUUUUUGUUGUUGUUGUAUUUUUGGUAGAGACGGGGUUUCACCAUGUUGGCCAGGCCGAUCUCAAACUCCUGACCUCAGAUGAUCUGCCCACUUUGGCCUCCCAAAGUUCUGGGAUUACAGGUAUAAUCCAUUGUGCCCAGCCUGCGUCCCACUUUCUACUCAGUGCCUCUUUUCAACGCUUACUUGAUCUCAUGAGUCUCCCCUAAACCUGACCUUGAAGGCAGGUUCAUGACUUUUUCACCUUUGUGUCUACAGCACUUAACACAUGGUAGGUACUCGGAUGAAUAUUUCUUUGCUAAAUGGUGCUUGGAUUUUUUUCACCACAGGUUAACCAGGUUAUCUUCCAAAUAACUAAUUGUUUGAAUAAGAACUCUGUUUUUUUCUAAUCUAGAUGCCAAUGUAUUUGGCUACUGGGAGCUGUAAUUAGUUUCAUGUCCUGGUGAGUAAUUAGGAACCCUGGAAGAGUACAUUUUAAUUAGAACUCUGAGACCUCAUAAAGUUCUCAAAUGCCUUUAACUUGGACUAUGUUAAGGACCAGAAAUAAUGUUGAUUAUAAAGGCCUGCUUGUUUCUUUUGGUUUUGUAUUAUGGUUUAUUAAGUGUUUGCUUUUUCAUAAGAUGGUAAUUUACUUUAAAUGUUGCUUGUAAAUGCCACUUAUAAUUUAUAGACCUGGAACAUGGUAGACCCUCCACGAGCAAUAGCUCUUAUUAACCAUUGCCUGUCCACCACAGUACUUUACACAGUGUUUUUGCGCAAAAUCAGCAUUCAAUGUAUGCUUUUGAAUGAAAGAAUAAAUAGAAUUGUUAUAUGCUUUGCACAGAGUAGACAAGAAAUAGUUAACAUCCUCAGAUGGUUGUAGCCAAUGUGCUUGAAGGGGCAACACAAGAAGAAACAUUGUUGGUGACUUCCACACACCUGAGCUGAGUUUUUCUCCUGUGCUAUUUAACCUAUAAAUUGUUUCCUUUCACCUCAUGUAGAGUGAUCUCAUGUACACUUUAACCCUUUUUUGAAAUGCAAAACAGAAGCUAUUCUGGGUUCCUAGAUUAGCGGGGGCACUUGUGCCUCCUCACCUUCCCGCAGAGCGUGGACUCAAUGGUCUGUGGCGCUAGUGUGGUUGGAGCUUAUGAGAGCUGACAAUAGCUGAUGGAGAGCGAGGACCUCAAGGUCUUAGGGAUAAAAUAGUAAGCAAAAGAGAUGCAGUUCCUGACUUAUUUGCACUCGGAGUCAAUAAUCAAAUUAGUAUGGAUAAGUAUACAAUUUCUAAAAAGAAAAAAUGCAGAGUGCCAUGGAGAUGUAAAUCCAGAGGACUUGGCUUAUUUUGAGAAGAUGCUUCAAGAAUGUAACCCUAAAGAAGUCAUGUUGGAGCUGAGUCUGAAGGUUAAGUGGGAAUUAAUUAGGCAGAGAGAGGGAGGGGAAAGGUCUGUCUGUGCAAAGACCCAGAGGGGAGGAGGAACCAGGAACCAUGUGGUAAAGAAUGGAGGAGGAGGGGGUGAUGGAACUAGAUGAAGGCAGAGAGAAACAAUAGUCAUUCCCAUUAGCCCAAGAGCAAGGGAAAGCCUGUGAAGGAAGAUAGGUGAGAUUUACAUUAAAAAAUAUAUUAAAAAUAAUUUCAGAAUCAGGAGCAGAAUGGAGCACAGCAAGACUAGCUGCUGGAGGAGGUGAGUUAGGAAAAGACUGCAGUGGACUACAAAAGAGAUAAGUAGAUGGUGAUGGAGAUGGAGAGAAACAGGGAGAUCUGUAAGAUGAGGAGGCAAAUCAGUGGGAUUUGAUGAAAAAUGGAUAAGGAGGGAGAGGGAAGAGCCUUCCUGGCUUUUAGGAUUGUACAACUGGAUGGAUGUGGUGGCUGUCACUGAGUGUUGAAGUCAAAUAAAAUGCAGAGACAAAUCUCUGAAAUUAAAACAUUUUAUUUGGGAAGAAAGAAUUAAUGGCACUAGUAAGAGAGCUGGCAAGUUUUGAUUGGUUAAGUGACGGUAACAGGUAAAACUAUUCUUAAAGUCAUAGGAGAUUGUUUCAGCAGCUACUAGAUAAAACUGUUUUCAGGUGCAGUAGGCAGUUUCCCCAGCGCUUGCAUAGAAUUACAUUCUUAGAGCAGUGUUUUGUUCCCUGAGUGCUUUUACCCUGACCUCUUUUAGUUUGGCAUGACAAAAAGGACACAAUUUGUUGAUUAACCUUCACAGAGGGGAGAGAAAGAAGAGGUCCAGCCAGGGAGGGUGGAUCCAGAGGUCUGCUUUGGUCAUGCUGAGUUGAGAUGCUUUUGUGACAUCCACAUGGAGAAGUGAAGUAGAUGUUGAUUUCCAGGUCUGGAGCUCACAGGAGAUACCUGAAUGGGUGAUAGAAAAUGUGGAGCAAAGGUUGAGAAGACAACAGGAACUAGACCAAUUCCCGUUGUUGAGUUUAGAGUAAAAGAGAAUGAGUAGGAUGAGAAGGACAAUGCAAAUGUCAGAGGAAGACACGGGAGAGUAUUGUCAUAAAAAGCAAGAGAUGGGGAUACUUCAGGGAGUAUUGUCAUAAAAAGCAAGAGAUGGGGAUACUUCAGGAUGGAGGGAGUAGGGAGGCUGUCAUGUUACUGAGAUGUAAGGCCAACACUGGAAAAAUGUCCAAUGGAUUUAGCAACCAGAGGUAACUGUUGACCCUAGGAAGCUUAUUUUAGCGCAGAGAGAGGGUGGCAGUCAGCCUGGGCUGGGUUUUGGAAUGAGUGGAAGACAAGGACAUGCAGAUAGUGAUCACAGACAACUGUUUUGAGAUUUAAAAAAAAAAGUAUAAUGUUUGGCCGGGCGCGGUGGCUCACGCCUGUAAUCCCAACACUUUGGGAGGCUGAGGUGGGUGGAUCACAAAGUCAGGAGAUCAAGACCAUCCUGGCAAAUAUGGUGAAACCCUGUCUUUACUAAAAAUAUAAAAUUUAGCCAGGCAUGGUGGUGCAUGCCUGUAGCCCCAGCUACUUGGGAGGCUGAAGCACAAGAAUUGCUUGAAUCCGGGAGGUGGAGUUUGCAGCGAGUGGAGAUGGCGCCACGGCACUCCAGUCUGGUGACAGAGCGAGACUCCAUCUCCAAAAAAAGAGUGUAAAAAAAUGUGUAAUGUUUUAUCAUAUGAAAAAAAUAAUAAAUUGCCUCUAACCGUAAGAAAAUGCAAGCAAGUUACAUACAUUUUAUUCCCCCACUGCUUAUCAGAGGACUUUCAUACAAACAUUUGCACUGGUGGCAUUCUGAGGAAAAAAUGCUCUGACUGUCCUCUGGACUUCAAAUACAUUGCUUAGGUUUCUGUGAAUCUUUAAAUUUCAGGUGACUUCAGUGUGCACGUUCAAUCUACUGAAUCACAAUUCAUUUGUGUUCAUAUUCCUGUCUUUGCCUGAUGUUUCCCAGCUUUCCUGUAUUGUAUGUCAAUAACUUCUUUCCAAGCACAUUUCAAAAGUUAACAUGCUGCUGUUGCCCAGAUACAAAUACUUAACUUCCAAGGAUGCCAAGCACUGGCAAAUAUAUAUGUGCCAGAGCUUAGAACUACUUGCAGGCUUCUUAAUAAUCAUUUUACUACUUAUCUGAGAGAUAUAAUCUAGUAUUUCAGUGUCUGGAAAUCCUGGUAGGUAGUCAGUAUUUUUGUUUGGAAGUACAGGAUAUCAGUAGAGAAACACUUCAUUUUAUUAAUGUCAAACAAGUAAGGUAUUAUUUUCCCAUAAAUGUGAGAUUGUUUGAAAUGAAAACAAACAAAACCAGGUAAGACAAUAGAAGCAGAUGUUUUCUCUGUUCAAAAAUAUGGUUGGUAUGUGAGGUAAGCAUAGGGAAUGGCUAAAAAGAAAAAUAAAUUUCAAAAUGCAGUUUGGGCCGGGCGCAGUGUGCCUCAUGCCUGUAAUCCCAGCACUUUGGGAGGCCGAGGCAGGCAGAUCAUCUGAGGUCAGGAGUUCUAGAUCACCCUGGCCAACAUGGUGAAUGAAACUCUGUCUCUACUAAAAAUACAAAAAUUAGCCUGGCAUGAUGGCAGGUGCCUGUAAUCCCAGCUGCUUGGGAGGCUGAGGUUUGCUUGAACCUGGGAGGUGGAAGUUGCAGUGAGCUGAGAUCAUGCCAUUGCACUUGGGUGACAGAGCAAGACUCUGACUCAAAAAAAAAAAAAAAAAUGCAGUUUGUUCCUAGGGAAGCAUUUUAAGAUUUCCCCCUUUCCCCAAGGGAACAGAAAACAUCUUACCUCUUCCUCCGUUCCUCCCUUCUGGGUGAAUGACUGUACCAUGAAGAUUUAAUCUAGCUGAGAAAAACAACACAUAGAUGACUCACAUUAAGAGGGAAGUUACAACCUUUGUAUGUAUGAAUGGAGGCUUGUAUAAUGAUGUUUUUCACUGUCCUGACAAUCAAGUGGGAAGGAGAAAAAUAAGAUUUAUGCUAGAUUUAUUCCAGUUGAAAUUAAAAGAAAGACUAUCCCUGUGAUCUAGACAGGAUUCGAUGUUUCAAAAGUGUCAAAUCAUUGAGCAGAUAGAGUAAGUGAGAAGACAAUAAGAGAACAAGAUGCGGAAAGGAAAUGAUUUAACAGUUAUGCCAGUGUCUUCACUCAUGCAGUAGUUGAAAAAGUUGAUCUCAUGGAGAUAGAAAGUAGAAUGAUAGAUACCAGAGACUGGGAAGGAUGUGUGGGUG
Molecule: messenger RNA, 10983 nt
Organism: Callithrix jacchus (white-tufted-ear marmoset)
Lineage: Eukaryota; Metazoa; Chordata; Mammalia; Primates; Cebidae
Source: RefSeq, a predicted model, not a curated record